AUGUUGUCACGGAAGCUCAUUGCAGUUAAAGGAAAUCAUGUCGUGCCAUUUGUACUCCCACCUGGACUAGGUGUCCGUGAGACAUUUUUGCAUGCAAUGAAAGGCGAUGUAGAAGUCUCUGAGUGCAAGAGGAAAGGGCACAACACAAUGGCUUGCGUGAUAAGGAAGCACGUACUGAGGGCAGAGCUCAGAAUGUGGCAAAGCUUCUCUGCUUCGAUGUUUUGCCUGACUGCAAUAUAUGUCUCGUCAACUGACAGUCACACAGGAUGGCCAACAGGCUUGCUUUGCAGCAUGGACUCAAACUGCAUACAGGGGUGUCUAGAGUGGGCAAUGGUUUGUGUGCGGAAAAUAUCUGGCACAGCCCUGUGGCCUGGCGCAUGUGCAGCGCUGCAACAGCCACAUUGUUUGUCUAACAAGUUGAUGUUGAUGUGA
Ostreobium quekettii is the source of this 432-nucleotide messenger RNA. NCBI's taxonomy places the organism in Eukaryota, Viridiplantae, Chlorophyta, Ulvophyceae, Bryopsidales, Ostreobiaceae. The record is from the annotation of a GenBank genome assembly.